UCGUGUAAUAAAACAAAGUAGUGGAAGAAGAAAUCGUCCGGGAAAUCGUGUUCAUUGGCAAGCAAGGACCACCGUGGAUCCCGUACACGUUAUUGCUUACGCGAUUAAAACGAUAAGAAUAUUCGCAGUUCAUGUGUAACAUUUUCAUAGACGAUUUAUCAUUAUUGCCUAGCUUUAUGAUUUUAAAGUUUCUUUAAUGCCUUCUGAAAUAUUUGCAAUUACAAACAAAUAUGAGUGAUUACAGACUUCAUUAAUUUAACUGUGCAGAAAGUUUGGACUUUUAAGAGUUAGUUUUUUUUAAAGUGAAUUUAAUUCAUGUGAACAAAAAAGAAAAUAAAAGGAUUAAGUUCUUUCCACAUUUAUUAAGAAGAAAGGCGGAAUAUUUCGGCGAGGAGGGUGUUUUGGAAUAGUUAGAGAAGAUAAAUUAUAUCAUAAGGAGAGGCUUUAAUAUCAAAUAAGACUCAUGACAAUGUCCACAAUGGAAGACAAACAGUUAUCCUCAACAAAGGAGGAGGACUCUUCUAGUGGUGAGAACGGAGGUGUGAACAGCCUUAGCAAGAAAGCAAGGUCGAAACGAGGUCAUAGUGGAAUUAACCAGCUUGGAGGAAUGUUUGUAAACGGUCGCCCUCUUCCGGAUUCAACUAGACAAAGGAUUGUAGAGUUGGCCCACAGUGGAGCAAGACCAUGUGACAUUUCUAGAAUUUUACAAGUAUCAAAUGGGUGUGUUAGUAAAAUUCUUGGACGUUAUUACGAAACCGGUUCUAUAAGACCACGUGCAAUAGGUGGAAGUAAACCACGUGUCGCUACAGGAGACGUUUGUAGACAUGUUGCGCAAUAUAAAAGAGAGUGUCCCUCAAUAUUUGCAUGGGAGAUAAGAGACCGACUGCUAGCUGAUGGUGUCUGUAAUCAAGAAAAUAUUCCAAGUGUGUCUUCUAUAAACAGGGUGUUACGCAACCUAGCAACAGAAAACCAAAAGGUGAUAGGUCAAGGCAGCAUGUACGAUAAAUUAGGUCUUCUCAACGGUCAAGCUUGGGCAAGACCCAACCCCUGGUACCCAAACAUGGGCAUGCAUAGUAUAGGAACAAGCUCUUACCAUCAACCCCCUCCAAGUCAUCUUGAUAUAGAAAAGAAACAUAAUGACGGAAACUCCAGUUCAGACAGUAACCAUAGCGAUGGUGCCAAAGGGUCAGAAAAUGAUGAACAAAUGCGCAUGCGCCUUAAGAGAAAAUUACAGAGGAAUAGAACUUCAUUUACAGCAUCGCAAAUAGAAGCUUUAGAAAAAGAAUUUGAGAGAACGCAUUAUCCUGAUGUAUUUGCAAGAGAACGGUUAGCACAGAAAAUAGACCUUCCCGAAGCUAGAAUACAAGUAUGGUUUUCAAAUCGACGCGCAAAAUGGCGGCGGGAAGAAAAACUUCGGAAUCAACGAAGAGAUCCUGGGAACGGUUCAUCUCGUAUCCAUCCACUAAAUACUGGAUUCCCAAAUAGCAUGUAUCCAUCUCUACAGACAAUAUCUCAAAUGGGUUCACCAGACCAAUAUAGUGCAAUGCCAAGUGUGCAGAAUUAUUCCCUGAACAACAAUAUGCCAUCGAAUCCGUCUUGUCUUCAAUCUUCAAGUUCACCAUAUUCAUGUAUGAUUCCAGAUUACUCAGGACGGAGUUAUGACCCACUUUCCCUCAGUGCCUACUCGAGAUCCUCGUGCAGUGCUGUUGCAGCGGCCAGUAGUAUCCCAAGUCACGUGACUCACAAUACGCAUAACGGUGCGUCUCCGACUGGAUUGAUCUCACCGGGUGUGUCAGUUCCGGUUCAAAUACCUGGUGGAGGUCACCAAGAUAUGGGCGUUCAUCACAUGACCUCAAUGACGUCACAAUAUUGGCCUCGUAUCCAAUGAUAGUAACUUUAAAUAUUGGCGAUGAAGAACAAAGGAAAAUAUUUAAAUAGAAUAAAAUCACCUUAAAACGAGAAAAAAAAUGAGCAAGGGAUGACGAAAACAUUCCGAGAGUCAAAGUGAUUACUAUAGUGCUAUAUGAAAGACAGUCUGGUGAAUGCAAAGGCAUUUUGUGGGACAAAAAUGACACUGGAACAAAGAGAAUUUAUUCAUUGAUAGAAGUGUAUUUCUUGGCAACGGAAUGAGUUAGAUACAGAAAUGUGAUACAGGGAAAUUGGUAAAUACAUAGGAAACAUUUACAAUCACCGUGGUAAGAUGAUUCAAGACAGAUCAUUAAAAAGUUAGAAUAACAUUUCUGUUAUUUGAUGAGAAUUAGGUUUUGAAAUAAGUGCAGAAUAGUCUAAAAGACCAGGCCUUGUCUCACAAAAUGCGAGCAUUUAUUGCUUACUUAUAUUUGUUAGUAUUUUAUGGAAAGAUUUUCCAAAUUGGUUAUGUACAGGUAUUAGUGAAACGUAAAUUGUUAGUCGUGAUCAGCGAAAUCCAACAUUUAUAAUGUAACAUUAAUGUUGAUAAGGAAAUGAAAAUAAAUUCUUAAAAAGUAUAGAUCUACUUGCAGCAGUAUGGAGAAAUUAGCCAGUAUUUUUCAUCGUAUCUUAUUAUUAUUUUUAUCUGUAAGUAAAUUCAUAUACUUGUUAAUUUAAACCAAUAUUACAAAUAGUAACAUAAACUUACAUAUUAGGCAGACACUAAUAGGUAAAUUGAUUACCAUUUCAUGAAUAUUUAAUGUCGUUAAUGUCGGCGCAAUGUGCAGGGUUCUGUAAAUUACACUUUUUGUUAUAAAAAAUAAAAUAAAUUAGAAACAAAAAGAUAAAUAUGGAAAUAGUUUUUACCGGUUAAAUAGUUUCAAGACAGUUCUUUUUAUGGACAUGUCAAUAUUUAGUUUUCUUACUUCUCAGGUAAUUCAUCUGUUUGUUCUAUUCACCUAGCAAUCCAUUAUUUGGUACAUAUUUAUGUAUAAUUAUUGUUCAUAUUUUUCUUUCAAAACGGUAUCCAUUAUUUCAUUUUGAAUUUCUUGUUUGAUUCAUUUUUAUCCAAAUUAUCUAGUCUGCAAUCAAAUGUGACAGGGUAGAUUCCACUGUUUUAAACACUUUCUUUUCGUCACUCUAUUGUUUUAAUUAAGAAGUUUUUCAUAAGGAAAAUAAGGCAACACUUUAUAAGUGUUAUUUGGCAUAGUUUAAUUUGAAACUAUAAAAAAAUAAUUACAACCUUAAAACAAAUUUAGAUAACUUUAAUGAGACAGAAAACAUUCCAAUUUUAUGUUAGUACCUACUUUCCUAGAGAUUUUGGUUUUAAUAGAAAAAAUUUUACGCAAAUAUAUAGUAGAAUAAAUGCAAAUUUGUACUUUCUUAUACAGACUUAUUUUGAUCUACCUUUUUUGUCUUUAGAAAAUCUUAUAUUGAAUUGACAUUUCAACAGAAGAAAAUGAACAUUUUGUUUUUACAUAUUCACUAAUUGAAACUUAAUACAAUUGCUUGCACUUUACAUUAAGGUUAUGCAUAGAAUGUGCAUUUUUAAUGUAGUACUAUUAGUUAGGUCCAGCUAUCGCCGGGAGUAUAUUUAAUCUUGCACUUUUUAUUCAGCAAUUUAGCCAUUAAAAAAGGUGCGACAUAAAUUGAUUGGGUUAAACUGAAGAUUGUUCCUUAUGUUUUCAGUAUCGUGUUCCAUUAUUGUGUAAAUUAAUUUUCGUAUAUUUAAAAUUAAUUUGCUUCUUCUUUUUUUCACAAACUCACAUUUCUACAUUAAGCAUAUAUCUUCUCUUUCAAGUAUAUUAUAUAUAUUAUAUUAUAUUAUUAUCAUAUUUUGCAUUGUUAUUAAGUGAUUGUUAAACUGUGUAUGUAUAUUGUAUGUUAGUAUGUCAUGUCUAAAGGUUGAAAAAAAUAAUAAUUUCUGUCUCGGAAUAUGGUUUAGGGUUGUACAUAAAAUGCUGGAAUCUGUUGCAAUGAUAUUUGUAUUGUCGUUAAGAAAAUAGACAAAAAGGCAAAAGUUUAAAUUAUGUUACAAAAAACACACACAAAAACAAGUCUCAUUGCGUAAUUAUUCACAAUAUUUGAACGGUUCUUUUUCAAUGUUUUUUUCUCUCAAGAAAUUAGUUAUUUUAGUAAUAUAUUAUCAAUGGAUUGUUUGCGAAUUAAAUCUAGAAACGGACUUCCGAGAGACUAAUUAUUAUUUUAUUCAGCCUUAUUUUAUCGAGACUGUCUAACAGUCUUUUAGCAGUUUCUCUUUAAAUAUGUAAACACUGGAGAAUAAAUUUCUAAAAUUUA
Ruditapes philippinarum (Manila clam) is the source of this 4206-nucleotide messenger RNA. Its product is annotated as paired box protein Pax-6-like. Lineage: Eukaryota; Metazoa; Mollusca; Bivalvia; Venerida; Veneridae. The record is from RefSeq and is a predicted model, not a curated record. Bases 464 to 1888 code for a protein of 474 amino acids. Gene Ontology annotation, biological process: anatomical structure development; regulation of transcription by RNA polymerase II. Gene Ontology annotation, molecular function: RNA polymerase II cis-regulatory region sequence-specific DNA binding; DNA-binding transcription factor activity, RNA polymerase II-specific. The transcript is spliced from 11 exons.